GCUGUACUCGACGGCGGUGUGAAUUCCGGCAGAGAGAAGUCAAAGACAGUUUCCUUCCCCUCUAGCCAUGGAGUCGGAUGCUGUGGUCAUGUUGGAAAGGCUGUCAGGAGUUUCAGAGUCUGUCCUAACCUUCUUUAGACCGAAUUCUGGCCUGAGUUGGUCGCUGCCCAAGCAAGGUAGGGGCUAGCCGGCGCCCACCUCCAGCUCGAGUAAGGGUAGCUGUACGACUGCGGCCAUUUAUGGAUGAAGCAACAAAAGCAAACGAACUCCCCUGUGUACGAGGCAUAGACAGCUGCUCUCUUGAGGUGGCCAACUGGAGGAAAUACCAGGAGACACUCAAGUAUCAGUUUGAUGCCUUCUAUGGGGAGAAAAGCACUCAACAGGACAUCUAUGUAGGUUCAGUACAGCCCAUCCUAAGGCACUUGCUGGAAGGGCAGAAUGCCAGUGUGCUCGCCUAUGGGCCUACUGGGGCAGGGAAGACACACACAAUGCUGGGCAGCCCAGAACAGCCUGGAGUGAUUCCCAGGGCUCUCAUGGACCUCUUGCAGCUUACAAGGGAAGAAAGCGCAGAGGGCCGGCCUUGGGACCUUUCUGUCACUAUGUCCUAUUUAGAGAUCUACCAGGAAAAGGUAUUAGACCUCUUGGAUCCUGCAUCAGGAGACCUAGCAAUCCGAGAAGACUGUAGAGGAAACAUCCUGAUUCCUGGCCUCACACAGAAGCCCAUCACUAGCUUCUCUGAGUUUGAGCAACAUUUCCUGCCGGCCAGUAGAAAUCGAGUUGUAGGAGCCACCCGACUUAACCAGCGCUCUUCCCGUAGUCAUGCAGUACUGCUGGUCAAGGUGGAUCAGCGUGAACGCCUGGCUCCAUUUCGCCAGCGGGAAGGAAAACUCUACCUUAUUGAUUUGGCUGGUUCAGAGGACAACCGUCGCACAGGCAACCAGGGCAUUCGGCUCAAAGAGAGUGGAGCCAUCAAUUCCUCCCUCUUUGUACUGGGCAAAGUGGUGGAUGCCUUAAACCAGGGCCUCCCUCGUAUACCAUACCGGGACAGCAAGCUCACUCGCUUAUUGCAGGACUCCCUGGGUGGCUCAGCUCAUAGCAUCAUCAUUGCCAACAUUGCUCCAGAAAGACGUUUUUACCUGGAUACAGUCUCAGCGUUGAACUUCACUGCUAGGUCCAAGGAAGUGAUUAACCGGCCUUUCACUAAUGAGAGUCUACAGCCUCAUGCCUUAGCACCUGUUAAGCUGUCUCAGAAAGAACUGCUAGGCCCGUCAGAGGCAAAGAAAGCCAAAGGCCCUGAAGAAGAAUCUACUCAGAGCCCUGAGUCUACAGCAGCUCCAGCCUCUGCCUCCCAGAAACUAAGUGUCUUACAGAAGCUAAGCAAUAUGGACCCAGCUAUGUUGGAGAACCUCCUUAGCUUGGAUCGUUUGCUGGGCUCCCAGGGGAGCCAAGGGACACCUUUACUGAAUACCCCAAAGCGAGAGCGAAUGGUACUCAUUAAGACAGUGGAGGAAAAAGACUUGGAGAUUGAGAGGCUUAAGAUGAAGCAAAAAGAACUGGAGGCCAAGGUGCUGGCCCAAGAGGCACUGGAUCCAAAGGAGAAAGAGAACAUGCAUCUCCAGCCCCUUCCCUCUUGUACAGGCACAGUGGCAAAGCCCCUGAAAAAGGCUGUGGUGAUGCCCCUGCAACUGAUUCAGAAGCAGACAGAGUCAAAGAUCCAUAUCCUGAAGAGAGGCCACAAAAGAAAGUCGGAGCCAUCACAUGUGUCCGAGCCUGUGGAAAAAGCUGAGGAUUGCUGGGAGCUACAGAUUAGCCCAGAGUUACUGGCACAUGGGCGCAAAAAAUUAUUGGAUUUGCUGAAUGAAGGCUCAGCUCGGGAUCUGCGCAGCCUGCAGCGCAUUGGCCAGAAGAAGGCCCAGCUCAUCAUGGGCUGGAGGGAGCUCCAUGGUCCCUUCGACAAGGUGGAGGACUUGGAACAGGUGGAAGGCAUCUCUGGAAAGCAGGUGGAGUCUUUCCUGAAGGCGAACCUCUUGAGCUUGGCUGCCGACCAGCACUCUGGUCCCUCCUGACUACCAGCUCUUAACACUACCAUUUUCUUUUAAAAAUCCUUGUAGAAUGAUGUUUGUGUAAAUACAGUUUUUAUUUCA
This is a messenger RNA of Phodopus roborovskii (desert hamster), 2144 nucleotides long. It is a transcript of the gene Kif22, whose product is annotated as kinesin family member 22. Lineage: Eukaryota; Metazoa; Chordata; Mammalia; Rodentia; Cricetidae. The record is from RefSeq and is a predicted model, not a curated record. Gene Ontology annotation, biological process: microtubule-based movement; DNA repair; mitotic spindle organization. The coding region runs from base 240 to 2066 and encodes 608 amino acids. Gene Ontology annotation, molecular function: DNA binding; ATP binding; microtubule binding. The transcript has 14 exons.